This is a messenger RNA of Aspergillus steynii IBT 23096, 1593 nucleotides long. RefSeq names its product MFS transporter. Gene Ontology annotation, biological process: transmembrane transport. NCBI's taxonomy places the organism in Eukaryota, Fungi, Ascomycota, Eurotiomycetes, Eurotiales, Aspergillaceae. The coding region runs from base 1 to 1593 and encodes 530 amino acids. The record is from RefSeq and is a predicted model, not a curated record. The transcript is spliced from 5 exons. Gene Ontology annotation, molecular function: transmembrane transporter activity.
AUGGUGCUGCGGAAUUUUUAUCACGAGAAACUUGGAGGCUUGGCUUCGAGGCGCCCAAUCUGUCUAGAAUGGCGAUCCCAUAAGGUCUUCAUCCUGUUUGUGGUGGCCUUUGCCAUGUUCACGGACAUGCUUCUUUAUGGACUGAUUGUUCCUGUGAUCCCAACAGUUCUCACUCAACGAGUCGGGCUAUCAGUAGCCGAAGAGCAAGGGUGGACGUCCAUACUUCUCGCCCUCUACGGGUCAACGUUAUUGGCAUUUUGCCCAAUAUCCGGUUAUAUAGCUGACCGCAUCCAAUCGAGACGAUGGCCGCUCCUCGUCGGGCUGGUGAUCAUGGGAGCCUCCACCGCCAUGCUCUGCGUGGGCUCCAACCUCGCCCUGUGGAUCACCGGCCGCCUCUUCCAAGGCGCCUCGGCUGCCGUGGUCUGGACCGUGGGAAUGGCGUUGCUCGCGGACAAUGUAGAAUCGGACGAACUGGGGGGCGCCAUGGGUCUCGCAAGCUCGGGAAUGACUCUGGGAGUGAUGGUUGGUCCUCUUCUUGGUGGUGUCCUGUAUGAGCACGCCGGCUACUACGCCGUCUUUGGUCUAGCAUUUGGCUUCAUCGGACUUGAUAUCUUCUUCCGCCUGGUUCUCAUUGAGAAGAAAGACGCCGCAAAAUGGCUGAAAGCCGAGAAUGAAAGCGAGAGCGACAGUGACACCGAACCCCAGAUGUCCCGACUCCCUGCAGAUCCAAUUGAUAGUAGUGAACGCGGUCUCUCCGCUCAUUCCACCCAGGAAACCGAAGCCUCCCCAGACUCCCCCUGCAGGCAGGAAUUCUCCACAGACACCUCGUCCACGUGUACCGCCAACUCGCCCGACCACAACGACCCCACGGCCAGUAUCCAUAGCAAAUCCGAAGACGCGCGCAGCCGCAACCACCGCAUCUCUCGCAGCAACACCGCCGCCGCCAGCACCAACAACAACACAGGCUCUGGCGGACGUCUUCUCAUACUGCUCAAAUCCCGACGUCUCGCCGUCGCCCUCUUCGCGUACUUCAUCCAAGCCACCUGCAUCAUGUGCUUCGACAGCGUCCUCCCGCUCUUCGUCCACGACACCUUCGGCUGGGGCCAGUCCGGGCAGGGCCUCAUCUUCAUUCCGCUCUCGCUGCCGCACAUCGGCGACCCGCUCACCGGCUUCAUCGUCGACCGCUGGCCUCGAUGCCGCAUCUGGCUGGCCGCCGGCGCCUUCCUGACCGCCGUCCCCCUGCUCACCUGCCUGCGCUUCGUCACCGAGAACACCCUCAGCGACAAAGCCGUCCUGUGCGCCCUCCUGGCCCUCAUCGGCAUCAUGGGCGGUAUCCUCGAGCCUCCGCUCAUGGUCGAAAUCACCUACAUCAUCGAGCAGAAGGAGGCCGAGUACCCGCAUGUCUUUGGUAAGGGUGGUGGCUUGGCCCUGGGCUAUGGUGUUAUGAAUGCCGCCUGGGCUGCGGGGAGCUUGAUCGGUCCGAUCUAUGGUGGGUUUAUUCGUGAUAAUGCGGGCUGGGGGACGACGACUUGGGCGCUGGCGGUGUUGAUGGGGGCGCCGGGUAUUUUGCUCUUGUUUUUGUUGAGGGAAUAA